UCCUUGCAGCGAGUUACUCCUCCACAUCACCCGACUCGCACUUCUUCACAGAUUGCACCUACUCUUGAGUUUCUGUUGCGUCGUGUUUGAGCGAUUCAAGCGAGAGACAGUAUCUGGUUCUGAAUCUGACGAGUUCGACGAGACUUCUCGGAGACUAAUUGGAAUCGUCAUUGGGUCUGUUUGAGGCCAGUUUUUGUAAUUUGUUAUUGACAAUGGGGCUCUUGGACAAGCUCUGGGAUGAUGUGGUCGCGGGGCCCCAGCCAGAGAAGGGAUUGAAGAAGCUUCGGGAGGAGCGCUUGGAUGCCGGCUUGCCCGUUGUGUUUCCAGUUGCGGAUGAUUGAGCGGCAGAGGAGUGCUGAGUUUCACAACUCUCAAGCCGAGGCUCGUCGUAUCAGUGAAAGCAUUCGUAUCAAGAACCCCCCUAUGCUGCGCCCUCUGGACAAUGAUUCUCCCAUGAGUUCUCCUGGAAUCUACGGAUCCAGCCCCCCUGUGUCACCUCCUCUGUCAUCACCUUCUCCAGUGUUUCGGGAAAAGGAUAAGAGAUGGCGUAGCGUGUUUCACCCGGACGGCAGAGAGAUGUCGCGAAACCGCUCCGCUGAAUUUGAGCAAGUCGCCGCGCCCAAUUCCCCCACAGUAUAUGACUGGAUGGUGAUUUCUGCGCUAGAUCGCUAAGCGCGGUCACUGAACAGCAUAGCGGGUCAUCUUUUUUUGUUGAGCUUCCUAUUGUAUUACGGCCACUCUCUCGAUCCUCUGACUUGGGAGAAGUGGGCAGGGUCAUGGCAAUGAUAUUCCCAGAGAUCAGAGUUGCGAUCGACAAUUGCGAUCGGGAGCCACGAAACGAAAGUAUAUGUACAUGAAACUGCUUGCCUGGAAGAAGCGAGGUGCAAACUUGCUGGGACAGAGGUGCUAGAAGAAAGAGGGCUGUCCUUUACCCGCUGAUCUACUAAUGUAAAUGAGUGUACCAAUUGUUGCAGUAGGAUGAUCCAGGUCUUGACUCUUGUUGCCACCAAGCUUCAGCAGCAAAAGAUUUUGCCGUGUUUGAGGCCGUGAUACAGAAGAGGUAUCUGUUUAUUAAGAAUGUUACCUGACAGCCUGAACCCUUGUUCUACGCUAUUUUUUGAAACAGGAGAACUUGCAUCAUCGGAUUCUACAACAGCAAAAAUGGGGCACCCAGAUCCAUGGCGGUGUACUGUAUUGUAGAGUUAGGAUGCCGAGGCAGCUUACAGCCUGAGGAAUGCGAGCCCUAGAGUAUGAAUUUUCAAUUGGGUAGGGAAUAUGCAUCUUCUGUACAGUGUUGGGUGAGGUCUUUUUGUUUUGUUCUGUUUUUCUUGUUUUUUUUGUAUAUUUAUUGGAAACAGAACUUUUGUGUUUUAGAACAAAAUUUUUCAUCGAUGGGUUUGCAAAUCAUUUUCUCGUGUGUUAUUCAUGAC
Messenger RNA from Physcomitrium patens, 1430 nucleotides. The record is from RefSeq and is a predicted model, not a curated record. Lineage: Eukaryota; Viridiplantae; Streptophyta; Bryopsida; Funariales; Funariaceae.